Molecule: messenger RNA, 7095 nt
Organism: Myripristis murdjan (pinecone soldierfish)
Lineage: Eukaryota; Metazoa; Chordata; Actinopteri; Holocentriformes; Holocentridae
Product: NACHT and WD repeat domain-containing protein 2
Exons: 10
Coding region: 250-5583 (1777 amino acids)
Molecular function (GO): protein binding
Source: RefSeq, a predicted model, not a curated record
AACACUCAACUUUCUGAGGCAUUUAAACUUUUAAACUACUGCCGUAUUUCAGAAAAAUUAGAAAAAAAAUUGAUUGAUGUUGGACCAAAGCUGACUUUUUUGGUGCGGUGUAUUUAUUAUUUAGUUCCACUUUGCCAAAACGCACAGCUAUGAGUUUGCUUUGGUUACUCUCAUACCAGACCUUUGUUAUUUUUCCAUAAUUUCUGUGACCGUGGCGACUGAUUAGGCGUGUGCUCUGGAGGCAGACAGAUGGAACGAUCUCCAUCACGUUCCAACCGCAGCACUUCCUGUGUGAAACUCUACCUGUGCUCCAACCCAGAGGACUCAGUGGUGGAGCGCAGGGCUCUGAGAGAGAGUGUGUUCCCCAGACUCAGGGAGCGCUGCAGACAAACCCUGGGACUGGACAUCAGGGUGAUAGAUCCAUAUGAGUCCAGUGAUCCCAGUCGGUGGCCAGAUCAAGACACCAGACAGCAGCUCAUACAAGAAUGUAGAGAGAGCUCUGCUGGUCCCUUUCUCCUGGCUCUGGUGGGCCAUCAGUACGGCUCGGGCAGCCUGCCCGGCCGGGUGGAGGUGGCGGAGUACCAGCAGCUGCUGCAGCAGAGCCAGCGGGCCGGAGGCGGCACCCGCCCGCUGGAGCGGCUCUACCGGCGGAACGAGAACACGGAGCCGCCGUCCUACCGCCUGCAGCCGCACACACAGCAGGCAGAGGAGGAGGAGGAGGAGGAGGAGGAGGAUGAGAGCAAGAUGAAGGAUAAAGAAGAAGAGCUGAAGGUGUUUCAGAGCGCUGUGAGUCUGUGUGUUCAGGAAGGUCUCAUGACCCCAGAGAAAGCCCACAGCUACUACAGAUCAGCCCUCGAUGCUGAUCUGCGUUUCUCUCUGGAGAGCUGUCGUCAUGCUGACAUCAUCGGACGCUGCCUGGUCUACGUCCACAAGAUCAUCAACGCCACCGGCCUGAGAGAGGAGAAGAAACAGAGCAAGUCAGACUCAGAACUGCAGAUGCAUCUGCAAACAGAGUUUGCCACUCCUGACCAGAGCUCGGCGCUGAUGAAGCCCAGUGAUGAACACUUACUGUCCCAGCUGUGUGACAACUUCCUGCCCGGCUUCAUCACCUCCUGCCACCUUCUGGUCUACACCACCACCACAGAGUGUGACCGUCGCCAUGGUUACACGUCAGCCAGGAGGCGGGGAUACGCCGAGUCUCUCUGCCAGCAGGUGUAUGCUGACCUGCUGGGGCUGAUUGACAGCUGGAUCGGCCGUGACAGCACAGAGUCACCGUGCGCCAGUCGAGUGUCUCACCUCGGUGAUGCUCUGGCCAGAGAGUGGGCCGAGCAGGAGGAACUGUGCGCCCUCCUGUCUCGAUUUUACGACAUCGUUCGGCCAGAGGAAGACGAGGUCAGGGCCUAUGUGGAGCAGAAAGACAGACAGUGCUCACUAGUGGUGACAGGUGGGCCAUGCACAGGGAAGACGGUGCUGAUUGCACACUGUGCUCAACAGAUAAAGUCAUGGCUGGCAGACAGAGAUCCUGUGGUGAUCUCUUGUUUCUCCAACCUGUCAGUCAACUCCUCCCCAAGGCACCUGCUGUCCAGCCUCUGUUAUCAGAUCGCUCACAGCUACAGCCGCCACUCUGACCCUUGCCGCAAGUUGGACCCAAAACCCGACCUUCACCUCAGCCAACCCACCGAUACAGCUAGAGAUUGUUCCAACUCUGACUCUCCCCUCAGUGCGACAUCUAACCUGGAUCCUAACAACAAAUACAGCACUGGACAGCAAAGUCCUACUGUGCCCGAACCAGAUCCUAACCUUAGCCCUGUGCUAGAUCCAGAUCUGAGCUAUAAACGUAGGAUCACCAACCAGUGUUUUAGACCCAACCUCAGCCUGCCUCAUCUGAAAGAACAUCUCUCCUCUCUUCUCUCCCUUCUCCCCUCUCCUCAACAGCCAUUAGUUCUGAUCCUGGAUGGCCUGGAUCAGAUCAAAAAAAACUACAGACCCCAAAUCAUCCAGUGCCUCCCCUGUCCCCUUCCUCCCGAAGUCAAACUUAUCCUCACGUCCUGCUCCAACCGAACACAUGCUCUGGAAGCCAUCAAACUACGCUACCAACAAUGCAAUCCACCUCCCUGUACAUCCAACAGCAGUUUGUGUGCAAAUAAGAAAGACUGUGUGCAGGUGGAGCCGAGGAGAGGGUAUGUGUGUGUGGAGCUGAAUCCGGUGGACAGGAAGCAGCGUGCCAACAUGCUGGCGUCCCUGUUAAGUGGCUCAAGGAGGAGAGUAACAUCAGGACAACAGGCGCUGCUCAACCGGGCUCUGACCUCCUGUUCUCUGACCCUCUACGCUCGCCUCCUGCACAUACACACUUCGCUCUGGAGCUCUGAUUCAGAAGUGGCUGAAUCAUCUCUCCCAGAUGGCGUCCACUCCUCUAUUUCUGCUCUGCUGGAUCAUCUGGAGCAGAAACACGGUUUCCCCCUGGUGACUCGUGCCCUGUCCUACCUCACCCUCUCCAGGACUGGACUCACAGAGGCUGAGCUCACAGAUCUUCUGUCUAUUGACGACGAGGUGCUGGCUCAGUAUGUUCAUCAGGGUGAUGCCCCUCCCUCUAAGAUGAGGGUACCACAAGUGGACGUGGAGAGACUUUUGCUGGAUUUGAAGAGCUUCCUCAUCAGGAGGACAGUUGGAGUGACACAGGUUCUGUUCUGGGUGAGCAGGCAUUUUGAGCUGGUGCUGGGGAAGAGAUAUUUAGGCAGUCAUGAGGUGAGAAAGGAGAUUCAUUCAGCCAUGGUUGAUUAUUUCAGUGGUCGAUGGGCCUGUGGAAGAGCUAAACCACUGCCCGUUAGCCAGGAAUCAGGAGCUAACAAGGCCACUACAGCUGUUUCUACACGAGACCAAAUGAAAAUAUACUUAGACAGGCAGCCUGCGGGCCAGCCAUUUGUCUUCAAGUCCUCUGAAACAUCAACUUCCUCCUCCAAAGAGGCUGGUCGGGUGAACUUGAGGAAGAUUCUGGAGUUGCCCCACCAUUUGCAAGAGAGCAACAGGUGGGAAGAGCUGGAGCAAGGGUUGAUGAUGUCUUUGGGUUUCCACCAGGCAAUGGCUUGUGCUGGGCGUGUGGGGGAGCUGGUAGCCAUGUUGGAGUGGAAGGAGGGGUCGCCCCAGCUCCCCUUGUCCAGGGAGCGAGCCCUCCUGGCAAGCAUACUGAAGUCAUCUGCCUGCUUACUCCAGAGCUCACCCCUGGAUCUGCCCACGGUGAUAGAGACUAGACUUCUCCCUUACCUGGGGGUCUACCCUGAACUUGAGGGCUACAUCAGAGAGAUCAGACAGGAAAGGAGGAAGACAGGCAGUGGGAUAGGAGUGGUGCUUUGUCCUGCUCCCUCUGCUGUUCCCUCCAUCCAGUGUUUACCCGGUGAUGGUGGGACCAAGAAGGUUUUUGUCUCUGAAGCAGUUGCGUCAGAGUGUGGGACUGUAGUGGAGGUAAAGAGUGAUGGUUCUGUGUGGAUAUGGAAAGCCUGUGGAUGUGAUGUAGUUGAACUGUCACUGAACCGUGAACAAAACAAGCUUAAGUUUGCUGGAGUGAAGAGCAGCGGUCGAUUCAUCCUGCUUUUAACACACUGCAACAAGCUUUUCUUGUGGGAUAUGCAAGACCUGGACAUGUUGCUGGAAGUCAAGGACCCUUUGAAGACAGAGGUGACACCACACACAUUAAGCAAAAUUGAGGGGUUUGUGGCAUGUCAGGAAAAGUUCUGUGUGUGUUGGAAAGGUGAGAGCUUUGUGAGUGUAUUUGACCUCUCCACUGAACCCUUGACUCAUUUCCAGUGUCCGAGCCCUGUCACUUGUGUGAUUUGCUCCUCCAGUGGUUCUUACAUGUACUGUGGACAGGAGAAAGGUAUAGUGUCCAUAUUUGACAUCAGCACCUAUAGUCUCCUUGGCACCUGUUCAAACCCAAACGAAAAUGCUGUUAGAUCAAUUAUCCUUUGUGAGGAUAAGUGGGAAAUGUCAUGCAUUGACAGCAUAGGGAAUAUAUCUCUGUGGAGUGUGGAAGCCAAAACACAAGGACCCUUUCUUGUGAAAGAGAGUUUCAGUGGAGGCAAUACAACUAAGAUCCUGAGUACAGAUUAUUCAUAUAACAUAGACACAUUAUUGUUGUGUGAGGCUCACCAGAUUUCACUAUGGGAUACAUGUAAAUGGGAGCUGUGGGACCAGUUCUUGGCUCCACAGGGGAGGACCUUCACCCAGGCUGCACUAACCCAGGAUGGCCCCCUCUUCCUGGCUUUGUUAGACACCUGUCCCCUUGUCAUGGUGUGGAGGAUCAGCACUGGAGAGUGUGUUCUCUCCUUAGACACUGGUGCCAACACACAGCCCCUCACGCUCCUCAGAGCAGCCACAAAUGUUGUAUCUAUCACUCAUGAUGGCUGUCUCACAGCGUGGGACUCUGAGAUGAUAUAUGCAGCAGGUACAGCUCCAAAAAUGGGAUCUGGGGUGGUGGAAGUGGUGGCUGAACCAAUGGGCGACUGGUUCUACGUGACGGAUAGGUCUGAGAUGGUGUGGAGAUGGAGCUUACAAGCAGAAACUCCAGAUGCUAAUUUCCUGCAUGACGGUCCUGUGGAGAAGCUCUGUCUCUCUCCAGACAACAUCCAACUUGUGACACUCUCAGCAGGAGAAAUUUACAUUUGGCAGACAGAAACCGGGCAGAAUACUGUCCGUAUCCGUGGCAGCAAAGCCAAAGACAUCCUGGUUACCCCAAAUAGUAACAUUGGGGUGAGUCUUGUGGAAAGAGGGCUCUCUCAGGUUUGGAAACUGGCAAAUGGGGGCAUUGUGUGCCACAUACACCUUUACCUAGCUGAAGCCCAGGUGUCGCCUGAGAGCACCUUCCUUUUUGGCCUUCGCCAUGGAGACCUGCUGGCCGCCAGUCUCUGGUCGGGCUCUAUCAGCAAGCGCUUUUCAUGUGCAGAAUGGUCUGAACAUGUUGUGGCAUUUCACAUGCUUCCAGAGCACCCCGACUUUGUGGUGGUGAUGGCUGCUUCAGGAGCAGUUUACACAUGGAAAGUCACAGAGGAGACGGUUUGCAGGCACUUUCAGCUCCCGUACACUGUCCACUGUCAGCCACAAGUCUUCCAAAUUUCAUCCAAUGGGAACUAUGCACUCUUGUCCAUUGAUGACAACGUCAUCACCUUCAUGGAUCUAUCUCAGCCCAGGCUGAGCUCGCUCAAAGCCGAGGGUCCUGUUUUAAAAGCUUGCUUGGAAAAAAACGGGUGUUACGCCGUGUACAUAACCCACACCACUACCUUGGGGAAUGGCUGUGUCUGUGACCUGCACUCCAAGCCCCUCCUCAUCACAGUGCGACUCGCAGACGGGGGCAGAGUCGGGAGGGUGUGUCUGUGUAAGAAUCCGCUGACCUUGGAUGUGUGUGAGCAGCUUUAUGUGUUUGUAGGUUUUGAGGACGGGUCUGUAGGUGUAUAUUAUAUUCCAGAUAUCGUAAGGAAUGGAGGGUCUGUCAGACGCAAGGAAAAUUUGAUCGGCCAGAAGAAGCAAUUCCCAUGUGACAGAGAGCCGCUGAGAUGUUUACCUAUGGCAGUCCCCAAUGUUUUAUGGCCUUAGGUCCUUGUGUGGCAUCACCAGCACCAUGAAAGCAUGUGUUAAAUGGUUGAUCUGAAGUGUUAAAGGCCUGGAGGAGAGCUGCCUUUUGUAUUUUUCAUGCCAUAUCUUGGCCUAUAAUAAUUCAAUACUCUGUGUCCAUUAAUGGUCAUGUCAAGUGCCUGUUGGUGGUUCCUAUGAGGGGCUUCACCAGAGAACAAAGGAAGGGAAGUGAGAAACCCGGGGUGCAGGGAAAGAAGAUUUGUUUGUUACCUGUGAGGGCAAAACACCAGCUCUUAGUUUGUAGAUUUAAUUCGUAACUGAAAGAAAAGUUUCAGUGAAUUGAAAAGACUACAAAUCUACAGCAAGAGCUGCAUUUACAGCAUCCGGAUGGACUCUCUCUUCUCUGUUUCCUUGUUGCCUGCUGGUGAGACCAAGACUGUUGUGAUUUUUCUUUUUGCAAUGCAUUGCUGUUUUUGAGUUCAAUGUUUUGCAUUUUGAAGGGGGAUUUUUGCCUGUGGAUUUUGGUGGAAAGGAUUUUGAGCUUUGUAUGGACAUUUAAAGGGUGAUUUAGAGUUCAAGUGGGAAGUUGAUGUAGUUAUAGAUUUUAUUAAUCUGUUUAUUUUAUGUUAACACUGACAGUAAGAAAUAACAGUCGUACCCUGAACUCUUUUGGUAACGAGGCUUUGGAAAAGGGGCUGAUUUUUACACUUGGGCAAGGAUUUUUUUUUUAUUUUCACAUUGGUGUAAAGUACAUAUAUAUUAUAUGAGUAUAUUAGUUGACAGUACACAAAGUGGGGAAUGAGACAUGCAACAAAUGAUUCAAACCUGUGAUGCCACCAUUGCUUAACCAAGGAAUGCUUAUAUUUUUCAGCACUUUGAAUUGCUUUAUAAUACCUUCAGUAUUGUUUCAGUAUUGUUUCACCCUUGGAUUGAGGUUUCUCUUGGAAUUCUUCCAUUAAAUAAAGAGAACAGUCCAACUUCUCUUUUACUGUAUUAUACUGCAAUAUGGGAGAAAGCAGAUACAUUACAAAGAAUGCAAAACAUCUCCCAAGAGACAAAGGAUAUAUCAACAUUUACAGUCUGCAGUACAUUAGGUGUCUCUUCUUUUACCGACUCAUUACUUAAUAAGACUCUUGGCAGUUACAUACAUUUCCUUAUCUAAUAGUCAUCAUCACAGCAACAUAACAUCCUCUGGAGGCUUGUUUUUUCCUACUCUCAGUGCAGCAACCUUGAAGCUUGUGGUUAGUUUAGGCUCAUCUGGUACACACACAGAAUCAGUAGACUAAUUUCCUCUUCUUCAAUAAGACAGUGCAGUGCAGCUGUGUGGUGAUUCCAUGGCUGUACUGAGAUUCAUCUGUUGCCUUUCACGAUAAUUUGUUUUAGUUUCAGUUAAUUAAUUUAGUCAAGCAUUUUUGCAUCAUCAUGCACACACCUAUACAUGAGGACAGCAUUUAUCUGAGUUUCAUUUCUGGGGAAGCCAAAACCAAAAGCCUGAGCUAUUUCCAACUUAACUGUGAAUUACUAAAAUAAAAA